UUUUUUUGGGGCCGUUGCGGUGUUCCGUCCACUCAUCUCGCCGCUGGAUAACGGCUACUAUCUCCUUGUGGUGCUUGUGAGCGUGUGGCUUCUCGCUGCCGACACCGAACUCCUCCUGCAUCCCGACAAUGAACCUGCUCUGUUUGCCGCUUGCACCGCUGCCAUUGUUGCUAUCGCCGCGUUCUUUGUGUACAUCGUCCUGAAGACGCUGCAGGUGAUUGCGUUUGCCAGAAGGAAAUGGGCAGGUGCGGAUGUGCGUUGA
Molecule: messenger RNA, 262 nt
Organism: Trypanosoma cruzi
Lineage: Eukaryota; Euglenozoa; Kinetoplastea; Trypanosomatida; Trypanosomatidae
Exons: 1
Source: RefSeq, a predicted model, not a curated record